CAUAAGAAGGUGAGAAUACUCACAACGAAGACUAGAAAACGACGCCAAAGGCGAUUCCAUUGCCGAGACUUAGGGCAAAGAAUAUAUUCGCCUAUACAUACAGAUACAGGCACUCGAUUCUACGCCAUUUUCUCGCCUCUUUCUCGCUCUAGGGACUUUGGUUUGGGCUGCUUGUGGAGGGAGGAAUUCUAGUCGAGUGACUUCUUUUAUUAGGAAAGAAAAGGUCCAUGGAGCUGCUGCGAUCGAAUCUCUCGCGGGUUCGGAUUCCAGAGCCUACCAAUCGCAUCUACAAGGAGGAGUGCUGCAUUUCGUUUGAUACUCCGAAAUCAGAGGGUGGUCUGUUUGUGGACAUGAAUUCAUUUCUCGCAUUCGGCAAGGACUUCGUGCAUUGGAACUAUGAGAAGACUGGAAACCCUGUUUAUCUGCACAUCAAAGAGACCCAAAAGCUAGUUUCUGAAGAUAGGCCAUCAAAGAAACCAACACUUCUAGCUAUAGGUGUUGAAGGAGGAUUUGAUAACAAUGACCCAGUGUAUGAGCAGAGCUAUGAAAUUGUAAUUUUACCAGAUUACGUUACCCUUCCUUUUCCAUGGGUAGAGUUGCCAGAAAAGGUUAGAUUAGCAGUUGAUGCUAUCAUUAUGAGUGUGGGUGUGGAGAAGAAAGAGCAAGUUGCUGCCUGGACUGCCGAUACAAAAAUCAUAAGCAAACAUGCCAUGGAAUUAAAACAGCUUGACAAUGGGGUCAUUGUUCCUCCAUCUGGCUGGAAGUGUGAAAAGUGUGAGAAGACUGACAACCUUUGGUUAAAUUUAACAGAUGGAUCAAUCCUCUGUGGUAGAAGAAAUUGGGAUGGAAGUGGGGGCAACGACCAUGCAGUUAACCAUUACAAUGUGACCAAAUAUCCUCUUGCUGUAAAACUUGGAACAAUAACUGCUGACUUAGAGGCAGCAGAUGUUUACUCUUAUGACGAGGAUGCAAGUGUUGUUGACCCACUUCUAGCACAGCAUUUGCAACACUUUGGUAUUGACUUUUCAUCCUUGCAAAAGACUGAAAUGACAACGGCUGAGAGAGAACUUGAUCAGAACACCAAUUUCGACUGGAACCGCAUUCAAGAGAGUGGACAGGAAGUUGAGCCACUGUUUGGACCAGGUUACACAGGACUUGUUAAUCUUGGCAACAGUUGUUACUUGGCUGCAACUAUGCAAGUCGUGUUCUCCACACGUGGCUUCUGUUCACGAUACUACUUGGAUCAAGGCUUGAAGGUGGCUUUUGAUACAGCUCCAGCUGAUCCAACUGUAGAUCUAAAUACACAACUAACGAAACUAGCUCAUGGAUUGCUUUCUGGUAAAUAUUCCAUUCCGGCCGCAAAGAAAGAUGAUGGAGAUGCGUCACAGACUACUCUAACUGCUAAACAAGAAGGAAUCCCUCCUCGAAUGUUCAAGUCCGUAAUUGCUGCAAAACAUCCUGAAUUUUCAACUAUGAGACAACAGGAUGCUUUGGAGUUCUUCCUGCAUCUUAUUGAUCAAGUUGAGCGGAACAACUCAGGGAAUCCCAACUUUGAUCCUGCAAGGAGUUUCAAGUUUGGCAUUGAAGAGCGAUUGCAAUGUUCCUCAGGCAAAGUUGCGUAUAACAAAAGAUAUGACUAUAUUCUUUCACUAAAUAUUCCACUCCACAAAGCUACAAACAAAAAAGAAUUAGAGGAUUUCCAAAAGUUGAAAGCUGAGAAGAAUGCAAGGGGGGAGGAACUGUCUUCGAAUGAAAUUGUUCGCCCAAGGGUACCAUUGAUGGACUGCUUGGAUUGUUUUUCUGCGCCUGAGGAGUUGCAUGAUUUUUAUAGCACCGCAUUAAAUGCCAAGACAACUGCGAUCAAAACUGCUGGUCUGACUUCAUUUCCCAAUUAUCUGGUAUUGCAUAUGAGAAAAUUCGUCCUGGAGGCAGGCUGGGUCCCAAAAAAACUUGACGUCUAUAUUGAUGUUCCUGAUACCAUAGACAUCAGUAAUAUGCGCAGCAAAGGUCUUCAACCUGGGGAAGAAUUGUUACCUGAUUGCGCUGCUGAGGAUGAUGGAUUAAAUGCCAAUGAGGAUAUUGUUGCCCAACUUGUGUCAAUGGGAUUUCAAUAUCUUCAUUGUCAAAAGGCUGCUAUCAGCACCUCCAAUGCUGGAGUGGAAGAAGCAAUGAAUUGGUUACUUAACCAUAUGAAUGAUCCAGAUAUCGAUGAGCCUAUUGGAAAAGCGCAAAAGAGUGCUCCUUAUAUUGAUCCAUCAAAGGUUGAUACGUUAAUAUCAUUUGGUUUUGAUGAAGAAGUUGCACGGAAGGCUCUGCAGGCAUCGGGUGGUGACAUUGAGAAAGCCACGGAAUGGAUAUUUAAUCCUCCCUCUGGUAUUACAAACAUGGAUACUACACCUAGUAGUAGUGGCACGGAGGUUGAUGCUGCUCUGCCUGAUGGACAAGGAAGAUACCGGCUUAUUGGAUUAGUGAGCCACAUUGGCACAUCCACGCACUGCGGGCAUUACGUUGCUCAUAUCUACAAAGAUGGUAGGUGGGUGAUUUUCAACGAUGAUAAAGUUGGUGUUUCCAAGAACCCACCGAUCGACAUGGGAUACUUGUACUUCUUUGAGAGAAUUGAUGGUUGAUUACUUGAGGCGCAGCUGCUGAAGAAUUAGCCAGGGAAAUGGUUGAAAACAUGCUUCAAGCAAACCUUUGAAUCUGUAGGCCACGCUCGUUUUCUUGAGUGAUUUUGAAGUCCAGGCUUGAGGUGUGAGUAAAGCUUCUCAUAAUUCUCGACCCAUUACAGUUUCUCUGCAAGAGACAUGAGCGAUCAUAUACCAAUAUUUAUGUUUUGUUCUUCUGUGAAACUUAACUUGGUCAAUAUCUUUUGUGAUUAUAUUCUGAUACAUGGGGGAUAUGAACUCAGGUGUUCUCCCCAUAUCAAAUUUAGGAAUUGUGACAUAUUUUAUCUUCGUCUGUUGGCUCUAUUUGUUAGUAAAACUCUAAUAGGGAUGGCAGGGCUGUUGGAAGGUUUGACAACUUGAAAUUGAUUAGUUCUCCAGUUGUGGAGUGGAAAGCUUCCAACGAACAAAUUUCAAUGUUGGUUUA
Sesamum indicum (sesame) is the source of this 3090-nucleotide messenger RNA. RefSeq names its product ubiquitin-specific protease 14 (gene UBP14). The record is from RefSeq and is a predicted model, not a curated record. Gene Ontology annotation, biological process: protein deubiquitination. Gene Ontology annotation, molecular function: protein binding; zinc ion binding; cysteine-type deubiquitinase activity. Lineage: Eukaryota; Viridiplantae; Streptophyta; Magnoliopsida; Lamiales; Pedaliaceae.